AUUUUGCUUUUCUAUUUUGUCAUGGAUCCUACGUUAGUAAUGUAACAACAACUCCAGGCUCUCACCACCACUUUAAUUUCCUUUCAAUUUAGCCCUUAAACCUCUAAAAUCCAACACAAAAACUCAAUUCCUUUCUUUCCUUUUCUCUCUCUCUGUCUCUCUGGCUUUGAUAGAUUCCUUGUUUUCUACUGAAAAGUACUUUCAUUAUGCCUUCAAGAAUCUCUGAUGCUUAUCGAGCUCACCCGGUGGACCUUCAUCGCAAUCUCCCGGACUUUACCUCUCUUCAGGAAUUGCCUGACUCCUACAAAUGGAAUCAUCAGUUCGACGACUACCCAUCUACUCCUGUUGUUGAUUCCUCUUUAGUCUCUGAAUCCGUCCCUGUAAUUGAUCUCAAUGAACCUAAUGCUCUUCAACUCAUCGGCCAUGCAUGCAAAAGUUGGGGUGUUUUCCAAGUCAUUAAUCACGGAAUCCCCACUUCCAUUCUUCAACAAACUGAGUCUACUGCUAAAACUCUUUUCUCUUUACCUCUCCAACAAAAACUCAAAGCUUCUCGAUCACCCGACGCCGUUUCUGGCUACGGCUUAGCGAGAAUUUCCCCAUUCUUCUCAAAGCUCAUGUGGUAUGAAGGCUUCACUGUCUUUGGAUCACCUCUCCAUCAUUUUCGCCAACUUUGGCCCCAGGAUUAUACCAAACACUGUGAUGUAAUGGAGGGAUAUGAGAAAGAGAUGAAAAAGCUAGCGGCAAAAUUGAUGUGGUUAAUACUGGGUUCAUUGGGCAUUAGCAAAGAGGACGUUCAAUGGGCUGGGCCCAAGGGUGAUUUUGCAGAUGCUUUUCCUGUUUCCCAAUUGAAUUAUUACCCGGCUUGCCCGGAUCCGGACAAGGCCAUGGGUCUUGCUGCCCAUACUGAUUCCACCAUUCUCACUAUCCUCUAUCAAAACAGCAUCAGUGGAUUGCAGGUAAUGAAAGAGGGUGUCGGGUGGGUCACCGUCCCGCCCAUCUCAGGCGGGCUCGUGAUUAAUGUUGGAGACCUACUUCACAUAUUAUCAAACGGGAUAUAUCGGAGUGUUCUCCACCGGGCUAUGGUGAACCGAACAAAGAAUAGGAUAUCCAUUGCAUGUCUAUAUGGGCCACCCGCCAAUGUCCAAAUCUCACCACUGCGAAAGUUAGUAAGCCCAAGUCAACCCCCUCUCUACAGGGCAAUUACAUGGAGUGAGUACCUUGGCACAAAAGCAAAAUAUUUUAACCAAGCAUUAUCUUCAGUAAGAAUUUGCAGUCCUCUACACGGGUUGGCUAAUGUAAAUGAUCAUAAUGAUAACGUAGAAGUGGGCUAGCUAGAUAGUGAAAUUCUUUGAUUGUCUUUUCAAUAAUUUGAUUGGUUUGCCAUGUCAUGGGGACUCAAAGAAAAAAAAAAUCUUGUUUAGAUCCCAUGAAAAAAGGCGAGUGGAUAUAAUAAAUUAUGAUAAAUCCUGAUGGGAACAUAUAAUGCAGACAAAUGAUUGUAUCUUU
Messenger RNA from Mangifera indica (mango), 1506 nucleotides. Its product is annotated as gibberellin 3-beta-dioxygenase 1-like. Bases 207 to 1331 code for a protein of 374 amino acids. Gene Ontology annotation, biological process: response to light stimulus; gibberellin biosynthetic process. Gene Ontology annotation, molecular function: gibberellin 3-beta-dioxygenase activity. The transcript has 2 exons. The record is from RefSeq and is a predicted model, not a curated record. Lineage: Eukaryota; Viridiplantae; Streptophyta; Magnoliopsida; Sapindales; Anacardiaceae.